AUGAAUCGGAUUGAGCGCCCAGUCGGUAUCAAUUCCAAAGGUGGAAUGCGCCCGGUGGAGAAGAUUCUUGCGGCCUAUCAUGAGCUGGAGAGGGACAUCUCAUAUAAAGAGGUCUCGACCGGGUUGGCUGUUGAUUCUGGGCUCAAUGCGAAGCAGGUGGAUGAAUGGCUGGAUUCUGAGCUGGCGGCAGAUGUUGUGGACGAAGAAACCUCCAACAAUACAGAGGAAGAUGGGCAAAACGGGUAG
Messenger RNA from Aspergillus caelatus, 246 nucleotides. RefSeq lists its product as uncharacterized. The coding region runs from base 1 to 246 and encodes 81 amino acids. The transcript has 2 exons. Lineage: Eukaryota; Fungi; Ascomycota; Eurotiomycetes; Eurotiales; Aspergillaceae. The record is from RefSeq and is a predicted model, not a curated record.